This is a messenger RNA of Syzygium oleosum, 3030 nucleotides long. RefSeq names its product auxin response factor 6-like. The coding region runs from base 118 to 2727 and encodes 869 amino acids. Gene Ontology annotation, cellular component: nucleus. The transcript is spliced from 14 exons. Gene Ontology annotation, molecular function: DNA binding; protein binding. The record is from RefSeq and is a predicted model, not a curated record. NCBI's taxonomy places the organism in Eukaryota, Viridiplantae, Streptophyta, Magnoliopsida, Myrtales, Myrtaceae. Gene Ontology annotation, biological process: response to hormone; regulation of DNA-templated transcription.
GGAGGGAGGGAGGGAGGAGGAGGAGGAGCGGUUCCUUCGAGGAGAGGAAAGGAGGUUUUUUUGGGGGGGGGGGGGUUUGUGAGUCGAAAGACGGAAAAGUGGAGCUUGUGCUGAAGAAUGAGACUCUCGUCGUCGGGCUUUAACCAUCAGUCGCCGGAAGCCUCAAAUGCAGGGGAGAAGAAAUGUUUGAACUCUGAGCUAUGGCAUGCGUGUGCUGGUCCUCUUGUGUCAUUGCCUCCUGUUGGAAGCAGAGUAGUCUACUUUCCUCAAGGACAUAGUGAGCAGGUGGCUGCUUCUACCAAUAAGGAAGUAGAUGCUCAUAUCCCUAAUUAUCCUAACUUAUCCCCACAGCUCAUCUGUCAGCUUCAUAAUGUUACCAUGCACGCAGAUGUGGAGACGGAUGAAGUGUAUGCUCAAAUGACCCUCCAGCCUCUAAGUCCGCAAGAGCAAAAGGAUCUAUAUCUACUGCCCGCAGAAUUGGGAACUCCCAGUAAACAGCCAACGAACUACUUCUGCAAAACAUUGACUGCAAGUGAUACCAGUACUCAUGGAGGAUUCUCUGUACCUCGUCGAGCGGCAGAAAAAGUCUUCCCUCCUCUUGAUUACUCACAGCAGCCUCCAGCUCAAGAGUUAAUAGCCAGGGAUCUUCAUGAUAAUGAAUGGAAAUUUAGACAUAUUUUUCGGGGGCAGCCCAAGAGGCAUCUUCUCACAACAGGCUGGAGUGUAUUUGUUAGUGCGAAAAGACUUGUUGCUGGAGAUUCUGUUCUUUUUAUCUGGAAUGAAAAGAAUCAAUUGCUUCUUGGUAUUCGACGGGCAAAUCGUCCACAGACUGUUAUGCCUUCAUCAGUUUUAUCAAGUGACAGCAUGCAUAUUGGCCUUCUUGCAGCAGCAGCUCAUGCUGCUGCCACGAACAGCCGCUUUACAAUCUUUUACAAUCCAAGGGCUAGUCCAUCAGAGUUUGUCAUACCUCUGGCAAAGUAUGUGAAAGCAGUCUAUCACACGAGGGUAUCUGUUGGCAUGCGGUUCAGAAUGCUAUUUGAGACGGAAGAGUCAAGUGUUCGUAGAUACAUGGGGACGAUAACAGGCAUUAGUGAUCUGGAUCCUGUUCGCUGGCCAAACUCACAUUGGCGUUCAGUAAAGGUUGGAUGGGAUGAGUCAACUGCAGGUGAGAGGCAGCCAAGAGUAUCCUUGUGGGAAAUUGAGCCACUAACAACAUUCCCAAUGUAUCCUUCUCCAUUCCCCCUCAGACUGAAGAGACCAUGGCCAUCUGGACUUCCUUCAUUUCAUGCUCUUAGGGAUGGUGAUAUGAGUAUCAGUUCUUCACUGAUGUGGCUUCAAGGUGUUGGGGAUCACGGAGUUCAAUCUUUAAACUUCCAGGGAUUUGGGAUGACUCCAUGGCUCCAGCCAAGAUAUGACACUUCAAUGACUGCUUUACAAACUGAUGUGUACCAGGCAAUGGCAAGUGCAGCACUGCAGGAUAUGAGGACAGUGGACCCUUCAAAAUGUGCCUCUCAGUCUCUUCUGCCUCUUCAGCAAUCUCAAAAUGUCCCUAUGGUGCAAGCUUCUAUCAUCCAGAGGCAGAUGUUGCAGCAGUCUCAAUCUCAAAGUACCCUUCUUCAGGGCUUCCAGGAAAAUCAGGCCCCAGCUCAAGGUCAGGUUUUGCAGCACCCCUCUUAUAAUGAUCAGCGCCAACAACAGCAGCAGCAUCAACAGCAACCUCAACAGUCCCAACAAUUCAACCACACGUCUCUUCAGCAACAGAUGCCGAACAUCAUCACUACUCUUCCACAGUACGGAUCUAUUGGUCAAUCCCAGUCAUCAUCUCUGCCGGCCAUUUCACAGUCCCAGCAGAAUAUCUUUUCUGAUGGAGUGGAGAACCCUAUAGUUGCAUCUGAUGUUUCACCUAUGCAAAGCAUUUUAGGUUCAAUUUCCCGUGAUGGGGCAUCACAGUUACUCAGUGUGAAUGGUUCUGACUCUGUGAUAUCAUCGUCAUUGUUGAAGAAGCAAAAUUCAGCAGAACCACAUCUUCUUUCUGAAGCUGCUCACUGCAUUCUGCCUCAGGUGGAAUUGGCUACAACACACACCAACGUCUCUGAAUUUGCAAACUAUUUACCUCCAUUUGCUGGAAGAGAAUAUUCUGCAUAUCCGGGUGCCACUGACCCGCAAAGUAGUCUUUUAUUUGGUGUUAACAUUGAUUCCACAUCUCUUAUGCUGCAAAAUGGGAUGCAGCAUCUGAGGAAUAUUGGCGGUGAACAUGAUUCCUUGUCUGUGCCAUUUGGUACUUCAAAUUUUGCUAGUGUUGCUGGCACAGAAUUUCCACAUAAUUCAGACAUGGCGACGUCAAGUUGUGUGGAUGAAUCGGGUUUCUUGCAGUCUUCAGAAAAUGUGGACCAAGUAAACCCACCGAUCAGAACCUUUGUGAAGGUUCACAAAUUGGGGACCUUUGGGCGGUCACUGGAUAUUUCAAAAUUCAGCAGCUAUGAUGAGCUGCGCAGUGAGCUCGCUCGUAUGUUUGGCCUUGAAGGCCAAUUGGAGGACCCUCAGAGAUCAGGCUGGCAGCUUGUAUUUGUAGACCGGGAGAAUGAUAUCCUUCUCCUGGGUGACGACCCUUGGCAGGAGUUCGUCAACAAUGUGUGGUAUAUCAAGAUUCUUUCUCCUCAUGAAGUAAAACGACUGGGCAAAGAAGGCAUCAACCCUGCAAAUUCUGUCCCGAGACAGGCUCUGUGAGCGCAUCACCGUAUUUGAUGGGCAUGUUUGGUUGACAAGAGUUGACCAAUCUGAGCUUUGGGAUAGGCAGAUGAUGGGGGUGGCUGGACUACUUGAAGCCAAGCCCUUUCGCGUAAGAAACAGACAUGGCUUCCAAGAGGCGUUUGACCGUGUUGUAGUGGUUACUUAUGCGAUAAAGAGUUGUAGUAAUAUAUUGCUUCGAGAGAUGUAGUGACAUGGUAAGUCUACUCUCAAGGUUUGCUUUAUAACUGUAAAUCUUAACACCACGGAUCAUUGAAGAGAAUGACAUCGACAUUCCUGUAA